This is a messenger RNA of Heterobilharzia americana, 1858 nucleotides long. The record is from the annotation of a GenBank genome assembly. Lineage: Eukaryota; Metazoa; Platyhelminthes; Trematoda; Strigeidida; Schistosomatidae.
AUGAUAUUCUAUCCUUCAUUAUAUAGAAAAAAUAAGAUAAAUAAUGAGAAAUCAUAUAUGAGUACUGAUCAAACAGACUAUAAUACAACAGUAUUCUUACAGAAGUCUGUUACCAACAUUCCUACAAUAGAAACCGUAGAUAAAACAUUGUUAAUUAACCCAAAUCAGGUAGAUAUUGAAUGUUGUACUCAUAUCUCUAGUAAAUGGUCGACAGUACAAUCGUAUAGAAAAAUAUUUCCACUAUCCCAAAGUAGAAUGUUUACAGUUAUCCCAUCAAAAAGUGGUCAUAUAGAUCGAUCUAAUGACGAAAUAUACAAAGAUCAUAUCACAUUGAAGCAUUGUGGUAAUGAUGAAACUAUGUACAACAGUGUUACAAUAAUUUCACAAAAAUUUGAUAGAGAAGUAGAUAAAUUGAAUACUCAAAAUAUUCAUGAAAACAUCACAUUAUUAACAUCCAAUACAUCAGAGAUGCAAAUUAUUCUUAUUAACGGACUACAAAAGAACUGUGAAACCACACGGAAAGAUACCAUCGAGAAACCUAGGAGGGAUUCAUUAAGAAACUCACAGAUAAAUAAAGUUCCUGUAACUAUAGUAAAGGAGAAUAUCGAUAAUGACGGUGUAAUGUUGCAAAAAGGAAUCAUUUAUCUUCUCCUUUCAAACAACAUAUCUAUAGUACAAACUAAUAAGAACUCUGUUAAAUUUUCUCAUCCUAAUAUGCAUAGAAACGAUAAACCAUACCCUGAAGAGUUAAUAUAUUCUCAGAUUUAUUUUAUGCAUGAUUUGAAACCUUCUAUUAAACUAAAUAUUUAUCGAUAUUUGUUGGGAAAAUAUUCAAGAACUACUCAUAGUCAUUUCAUGAUACUUUUAAAAGAUAAUGACACAAUUUUCGAUAUUUUUGAAGAGUUUCAUAGUUAUACUACUAAUUUUUUAUCAGUAGCACAAGAAAAUAAGUGUCAAUACGAACCAUUGAAUAAACAUUUAGAAGAUGAAUUUGUAGACGAAAUUCAUGAAAUUUCUAUGCUUAACUUGAAUCCUUCAAUCCAACAAGGUACAUAUAAUAUUCAUCUAGAUAGACUGAAAUCAGGUAAUCUACGGUUAAAUUUAACAUCAUUUUCAUGUAUUCAACUUGUAUUACAUAAUCAUGAGAUUAAGAAUCAUUGUAAGAGAAUAUUACACAUUAAUAAAAAGGUUAAUUAUCUAUUCUACAUGGUAAGUGAAAGAAUGAAAUCGAAAUCAUACAGAUUUUAUAGCGAUCUAAUUAAACUACAAACUAUUCGAUUAAAUCAUUCACAAAGAUUAUUGAUACAAUCUUCUCCAAAUUAUCAUUUAUAUGAAGAGAUAACAUAUAGAGAAUUACAAAAUGGUUACAGUAUUCAAGAUUUGAGAAUAACAAUGAAAUCAGAAUCAAUAUUCAAUCAAGCUAGAUAUAUUAUAAAUGAUACAACAGUACACUUGGAUCAAAGAUAUACAAAUGAACUACAAACGAAACUAAAAAUCAGUAUUGUUCCUCAAAAUACAAUAUCAACUAUUUCACAUGUUUUUCAUCAUAACAAUAAACAUAAGAAUUUCAAAGAUGACAUAGAUACUCCUUGUCAAUUAAAUGAAAUAUGUUUACUUUCUAAUAAAAAUCAUAUACAGGAUAGAAUGAUACUUUAUUCAUCUACUCCCCCUGAUUCAUUCAUUGUAAACUCUAGUCAUAGGUCAAAUGUUGUAGUCAAGCUUGAUAAUAUAUAUCAAAAUUCAGAUCUAUAGUAAAAUGUAAACAAUUUAUAAAAAUAAACCAAGUCGAUAAAUCUCUCAAAUUGAAAGAAAAGUUUCAACAAGAUAAAAAGAAGACAAAGAAGUUAUUGUUAGUGUU